This is a messenger RNA of Pezoporus flaviventris, 1396 nucleotides long. RefSeq names its product transforming growth factor alpha (gene TGFA). The transcript has 5 exons. The coding region runs from base 100 to 621 and encodes 173 amino acids. The record is from RefSeq and is a predicted model, not a curated record. Gene Ontology annotation, biological process: epidermal growth factor receptor signaling pathway; positive regulation of mitotic nuclear division; positive regulation of cell population proliferation. NCBI's taxonomy places the organism in Eukaryota, Metazoa, Chordata, Aves, Psittaciformes, Psittacidae.
GCCCGGCCCCUCGCCCCGCUGCGCUGCUGGGCACCGCCACCGGCCCCGCACCGGCCCCGGGCCUCCCUGCGGGCCUCGGCUCCCGGACGCACCGACAGCAUGGCCGGAGAGGCGGCGGCCGCGCUGGCCGUGGGUGUGCUGCUCGCUGCAUGCCAUGCGCUGGAGAACACCACAGCAGAUCCGAGCGCUCCGGGCCCACCGGUGGCAGCAGCAGUGAGGUCCCACUUCAACGACUGUCCCGACUCUCACAGCCAGUUCUGCUUCCAUGGGACCUGCCGGUUCCUGGUCCAGGAGGACAAGCCGGCGUGCGUGUGCCACUCGGGGUACGUGGGGACGCGGUGCGAGCACGCCGACCUCCUGGCUGUGGUGGCUGCCAACCAGAAGAAGCAGACCAUCACCGCCUUGGUGGUGGUGUCAGUGGUGGCCUCGGCGCUGCUCAUCGGGGUCUGUGUGCUCAUACACUGCUGCCGGCUGCGGAAGCACUGCCAAUGGUGCCGGGCGCCUGGGGGAGGCCAGGAGAAGCCGGGUGGGCUCCUGAAAGGGGGAACCCCCUGUUGCCACACUGAGACGGGUAAGGGGACCGCGGGGCACCACGGUGGGACACCGGCUGCUGGUGUGUAACCGCGCUCGCCAUCCCCUUCCCCGCAGGGGUCUGAUGGAGCCCCUCGCCCAGGACAGCCCUCGCCGGGGACCAGCGCAGCCUCUCCCCUCUGGUUUCCCUCUUUCCUUCUUGGUUGCUUGGUUGGUUUCCCCCCCCUUUUUUUUUUGCCUUUAUUCCCCCUUUUCCCCCACCAUGGAACACGACAAGAAGCGCCCCGGCACAAGGUGCGGUCGGCAGCACCACAAGGAUGCUGGCAGCAGCAUCACCCUCUCCAAAGAGCCAAACCCAGCAACGCACAACUGGGUUUUUUUGUUGGCUUUUGGGUUCGUUUUUUCCUAUUUCUUGGAUUAUUUUUGGCGUUUUUUAACAGCAGAACCCCUCACCCCUGCAGGAGGGGGCUUUAUUUUUCUAUAGAGACAGAACCCCUCAGCAGUCGCUCACUUUGGGGGCAGAAAUGAGCUUUUUAGUAAUAAUCAAAUGAACUUUAAUCCUAGGAACCCUCGUCAGGCCGGUGCUCUAACCUCCCGGCGCAGCCUUUAAUCCUCUCCAUAGUCUUUUCUCAUAACAACCCAAAGCUUUCAUGGUUCAUUUUGGUUUCGUUCUGUUUUAAAGUCCUGGUUACUCUCAUGUCUUCUGUAUAUGUUGCACUGAAAGUUAAUAUUUAAUGUUUUAAUUUAUUUUGUGUGGUUAAAUUAAUGUUGAUUUCUAUAAUAUGUUAUUGUGAUCAGCUGAUCUUUUUUUUUUCCCCUAAUACCUGGAUUAGAGUUAUUUAAGUGAUAUAAAGGACACUUUUUU